UCCCGGGGUUCGGGCGCAGUCGACGUCGGAUUUCGUUGGUCGCAUCUUUAACAUCGCAAACGUCGCCGGUAUUUCGGUUGUUUUCUUUUUGUAUGAUUUUUCAAAAAAAAAAAAAAAUUAAAAUGAAGUUUUUUUAUUAAUAAAGAAAAUUGAAUUUUUUUGCUUAAUUGGGUUUCUUGUGUGUUUUACCUGGAGUGGGUUUUGGACCGAAGACUAUAUCCAAAUUAAAGUAAUGCAUAAGGACAAACUGUGUUCGAACGCGAUUUCCCAAAAAAAAUUCCGGUGAAAUCCUUUGGAAUUAUUGCAUUAAAACGAUGCGGUUGUUCCUUGUCGUGGCCCUACUGCAGAUCCUGAUACAAAACGAAGUGAUACAAGCAGUGAGCUGGGAAGAAUGGUGGACCUAUGACGGAAUUUCAGGUCCCGCCUUUUGGGGUCUCAUCAAUCCCGAAUGGUCGUUAUGCAACAAGGGCAGAAGACAGUCCCCGGUGAACUUGGAACCUAAUAAACUCCUUUUCGACCCCAAUUUGAGGCAGUUACAUAUCGAUAAACAUCGGGUUAGUGGUACCAUCACCAACACCGGCCACAGCGUGAUAUUCACCGCAUAUAACGACACUCACAGUCACAUCAACAUCACGGGAGGACCCUUAUCCUACCGAUAUCAAUUCCAAGAGAUCCACAUUCAUUACGGACUGCACGAUCAGUUUGGAAGCGAGCAUAGCAUCAAUGGAUAUGCUUUUCCUGCCGAGAUCCAGAUUUUCGGUUUCAACUCACAGCUUUACACAAAUUUUUCGGAGGCGUUGCACAAAGCCCAGGGGAUUGUCGUUGUCGCUCUACUUUUACAGUUGGGUGAUUUAUCGAAUCCGGAGCUCAGGAUAUUAACGGAUCAGCUGGAUAAAAUUAGAUAUGGAGGAGAUGAAGUGGAAGUAAAACGACUCUCCGUAAGGGGCCUUCUUCCAGACACAGACUAUUAUAUGACCUACGACGGAUCAACUACGAUGCCAGCAUGUCACGAGACCGUUACAUGGAUGAUCCUAAACAAACCGAUUUAUAUAACAAAACAACAAAUGCACGGUCUUCGUAGAUUAAUGCAGGGAGACUCCAAGCACCCAAAGGCCCCCCUAGGAAACAAUUUUAGGCCUCCACAGCCUCUACAUCACAGGCCUGUGAGGACGAACAUAGACUUCAACGUUAAAAAUCGCGCUCUGGCCGGUGCUAAACAAUGCCCCAGCAUGUACAAAGACGUCUACUACAAAGCCAACAGUUGGAAGCAGCACUAGGAAGGAUCAUUUAAUUAUUUAAAGACAUUCAUAUCCUAUAUCCAUAUCAAUUUAAUGGUUCAUUCGAUGGAUGAAUGUCAUGGUCACGAUUCACACACAAAUUUAAAAACAUAUCAUUAAUAAAUUAAAUGUUAUUUUGUGCUGAAGGGGAAUAACUGAAAACUAUCAAUGUGUACCGAGUUAAGUUAAUUAAUAUUUAACUUGGUACACACGCAUUAUAUGAAUAUAACGAAUAUAAUAGGCAAAAUUAAAUUUAUUAAGAAAAGCCGCUUUUUUUUAGACUAAGUAGGUUGUUAUUUGGAAUAUUUAGAAGAACGUUAACGAGUUUCAGUUAUGGCCUAAAAAAACUUAUUAAUUGCGAAAAGUGAAACUUUGUUUUAUGGAAACGCUUUGAGUGUAGAGCAUUUUGCGUAAAAAAGAGUUUUUCUUCAAAUGUAUCAUAAACUAUUAGGAUAAGGUACUUUAGGUGAUAUAUUGUACAUUUAGACGACAACAAAAAAAUAUAUAUAUAAAUAAUAUAUUAACACUAUAAUUUAUUAUAAAUAUUAUACUUUGUGUUAAUUUGUACAAAUGUUUAUUUGAAAUUAAACAUUAAAUAAUGGCUAUUAAACUA
Molecule: messenger RNA, 1890 nt
Organism: Anthonomus grandis grandis
Lineage: Eukaryota; Metazoa; Arthropoda; Insecta; Coleoptera; Curculionidae
Gene: CARPB
Product: carbonic anhydrase-related protein 10
Exons: 10
Coding region: 315-1277 (320 amino acids)
Molecular function (GO): zinc ion binding; carbonate dehydratase activity
Source: RefSeq, a predicted model, not a curated record